CCCGUCGAAGUCUUCGAAAACAUCAUCGACAUGCUUUACUCCGUCUUCCUCACAGACCGAGUUGAAGAUACUCGCGCCCUGCAUAGCUGCGCCCUCGUGUGCAGAGCCUGGCGUGUCCGCUCCCAACGUAACCUUUUCUACUCGGUCGUUCUCCACGAUGUUGCAGCAAUCGAAAAGCUCUCCACUGUCCUCGCCAACGCGCCCCAUCUGUGUGAGUAUGUCCACGAAGUGACACUCAUCGGGCGCACCCUCCAUACCACAGCCAGUCCUCUUUCGCUCUUACCCAUCGCCCUCCAUGGGAAACUCCCUAAGCUACAAGAUCUCCAUAUAAAUCGUUCCCUGCAGUACCUUCCUCUUCAUCCUCGCUUCUCGCUCUUCUUCUCUGCAUUCACGACUAUUUCUCGCCUUUUCAUCUACAAUACUACAUUCCGGUACUUCAACGACUUCGCUAGGAUGGUCAAUUCCCUUCCGGCAUUGGAAAUCCUUAUAUGCGACGGUGUG
This is a messenger RNA of Dichomitus squalens LYAD-421 SS1, 501 nucleotides long. RefSeq lists its product as uncharacterized. The record is from RefSeq and is a predicted model, not a curated record. The transcript is spliced from 2 exons. The annotation marks the transcript as partial. Lineage: Eukaryota; Fungi; Basidiomycota; Agaricomycetes; Polyporales; Polyporaceae.